AUGAUACGUAUACUACCGAUAAUACUGAGCUCAUUGCUGGUAGCUGCCCACGGCGAUCAUUCAUUCGAUCUGGACGAUCUCAACGACGCGGGUCUAUCUUACGCUGAGAGGCAUAUGCAUACAGAACAUCACAUAGAUUCCUUCGACCUCGAGUCAUUCUUCAAAUUACACGAUCUAGAUAUGAAUGGGUUCUGGGACGUAGCUGAGAUCGAAGCUGUAUAUGGAUUACAUCACCAUUCAGUGAAAGAUAAGAUAAAACAGCCUGAAUUGGUAGAUGCAAGGACGAAAGUGGUAGUAGAUAAAGUCCUGGAAAAGUUGGAUACGAACAAUGAUGGUAAAGUAUCGUUGGCUGAAUUUAUGGCGGGAGGUACAGAGGGAUUACCGAGCUUUGAGGGAUACAAGGAUUUAGGGCACCACUACGAUGAGGAAUCGGAAUACUUCUUGCAUCAUGAAGAGCUCUACCACUCAACACCGGAAACGCAGACUGACGAAUCAUAUACACAUCCUGAGGAUAUUGAACAUUUCAGACACCACGCCGAAAUAGAAGAUGCAGAGGACGAGCGCGAACGUAAAUUCGAGGGUCUAUCGGACGACGCGGAUUUAUCAAAAGAUCAUGUUGCCCAUGAUCCCCUGGAUGUUCAUUCGCACUUACCAGGCGAUGGUCCUUCGGAUGUUCCUCCUCAGCCUGAAUCAACCCUCAAGCCAGGAGACGAAGUCGAUCCGCCUCCUCAGCAAAAGAUACAAAGGGUUGAUCCGCUAGCUCAACCUCAGAGGAUACUGAAAGCUAAUAGCGAACAGGUCAAGAAAGAAGAGUGGGAUUCGGCCAAACAAGCUGCUCAGGGUGAGAAGUAUGAGGGACAUGGUAGACCAAGGAAUUCUCAGGAAAGAUUGAAAUCUGGUGUACCCUAUAAGUACAAGAUGAGAAAAGGUCUACGUUCCGACGAAUUCUAG
Messenger RNA from Kwoniella botswanensis, 951 nucleotides. RefSeq lists its product as uncharacterized. Gene Ontology annotation, molecular function: calcium ion binding. The record is from RefSeq and is a predicted model, not a curated record. Gene Ontology annotation, cellular component: endoplasmic reticulum-Golgi intermediate compartment; extracellular exosome. Bases 1 to 951 code for a protein of 316 amino acids. Lineage: Eukaryota; Fungi; Basidiomycota; Tremellomycetes; Tremellales; Cryptococcaceae. The transcript has 10 exons.